UCCCUCGAGAUUCCUUUUCCUUCAAUGAAGAAUGAAUGGAGGAUUUUUCAAAAAGAUUGUUUUCUUCUAUACUUCUUCAACGCCGAGAGCUGCGUUCUCUCUGACGUCAAUAUUCCAAGGUUCUGAUUGAUUUUUCUGGGGACUUGUUUACUUGUGUCAAAACUGCCGUUUGCUAUAUAAAGGGCCGGCAGAGUCGGAGUUUGGAUCCGCUCUGUGGUGGCCAGACUGUGAGUUUCAGCACCAUGGAGAGUACUCGCCUCUGCCUCCUCACUCUGCUGAGCGCUGCUCUGCUCGUCAACUCCAAUUGCCAGGACUCAGAGCUGCAGGCCAGAUCGAUAGACCGUUACUCAGUCAAAGAAGACUCCUCUCAAGAAAAGGAAUUGAUUGAAGCAUUGCAGGAAGUUCUUGAGAAACUGAAAAGCAAGAGGAUGCCAACCUACGAGAAAAAGUUUGGAAUGGUCCCAAUGUGUGAUGCUGGGGAACAAUGUGCUGUAAGGAAAGGAGCCAGAAUUGGAAGACUCUGUGACUGCCCCAGAGGAACCUUCUGUAAUUCAUUCCUCUUGAAAUGUUUGUAGAGAAGAAUGUCCAAAUCUGAGUACUCAUAAUAAAUAUUGUUUUAAACGCAUUUAAAAACUUGAAAAGUCAAUUUGGCCAUUCAAACAUAUUCUAUUUACAAAAAAAAAAUGGGACGGUGAAAAUGCAUGGACUUGCAAUUCUACAGUCUUGUAGAUCUCUGUGGGAGGUAGUAAAGUAUAUUUCCGGCAUUGCUGUGAUAUUGUUGUUGACAGUUGUGUCUUUUUUCCUAUGGUGAAAAGUUGUUUCUGCCGGUAUGAGUUAAUGAGUUACAGAUAUUUCAUGAUAUACUAAGUGUUUAAUUUCUGGUCACAGAGAAGUGUGACUUGUAUUUAUAAAACUGUAUUUUUGUAUUUAGAAUGCAUUAAACCUACUAAUAAAAUCAAUUCAAGGCAUCCUUUUCCCUGUCAAAAAUUUCUUCAUUCCAAGCUUUUAAUGUGAA
This is a messenger RNA of Stegostoma tigrinum, 1015 nucleotides long. Its product is annotated as cocaine- and amphetamine-regulated transcript protein. The transcript is spliced from 3 exons. The coding region runs from base 243 to 575 and encodes 110 amino acids. Lineage: Eukaryota; Metazoa; Chordata; Chondrichthyes; Orectolobiformes; Stegostomatidae. Gene Ontology annotation, molecular function: neuropeptide hormone activity. Gene Ontology annotation, biological process: cellular response to starvation; negative regulation of appetite; positive regulation of MAPK cascade. The record is from RefSeq and is a predicted model, not a curated record.